Messenger RNA from Cucurbita moschata (crookneck pumpkin), 520 nucleotides. RefSeq lists its product as uncharacterized. The record is from RefSeq and is a predicted model, not a curated record. Bases 1 to 432 code for a protein of 143 amino acids. The transcript has 4 exons. Lineage: Eukaryota; Viridiplantae; Streptophyta; Magnoliopsida; Cucurbitales; Cucurbitaceae.
AUGAGUAUCUCGAUAAGCGUUAAAACACGGCGACGAAGAAUUCAAAUCCAGAAUCGCUCGUUUAUUCUAGGGCUGGGUUUCGUUGGAGAGUUCUUCGUGCAAGAACUGAAGAACUCGAGAUGGGUUUUGAUGCAAAUGAUACAGAGUAAGCUCCUAUAUAUUAUCACUAAGAAAAAGAGGAAGAGAAUAGAAUGUUGUUGUUUUGGCAUGGUUGAAGACGAUUGGCUCUCCUCCACUUUAUAUUUCUUUUGCAGGAGAGUCUACAACAUAGUCGACGGCGAUCCAGCUCGUUCAGGUCCAAGGGAAGAAGUUUUCUCAUAUUCUCAGGAUCUGGUCGAGAAAAAGUGGCCCGAUAAAGUCGAACCAUCACCGAUGCAAGUAGAGGUAAGUGUUAUUAUCAGUAGGGGUGGAAUGGGUGAUAAAAGUGUGUAAUGUACGUAUGAAAAUGGAGCUCGGAGUGAGUCUUGAGAGCAAGCGAUCGGACCAUUAAUCUUUGGGAUAGUAAUUAAGGUCGUAAUUC